UGUGUGCUUUAUGAAAACUAGAAUCUCCUAUUCUUUACUACCAGCCUUGGUGGAACGAGGCAGUWGUUGUUGUUGGACUCGAGUUCAGCUGGCGCACGCGCUAUUUGGUUCCACCAUUUCUUCUCUCCGAAACGAUCCCACCGGCGGCGGCGACGACCACCAUUUUUUAGGGUUUCGCCUCUUCUCUCUAUCGUCUUCUUUGAAUCGGGCUCGCAUGGAAGCUGCCAUGGCAAGUGUGAUUGGAUCUCCCGCUGGAGCUUUUGCACGCCUAAACUCUACCGGCAGAUCGGAAGUCUUUGGCAACGGACGUGGUUUUGUGCGCCUUCCGUCUCUGUCUCAUGUCCCUAUUCGUGUUUCUUACUCAAAACUCUGCAAUAAGAAAUUGGGCUCUGGAAUUAGGAAAAGCAUGGCAGUUAAAGCAUCCAUGGAUGCGGAGUCAUCUGAAUCAGACGAUCCAAUUGCGCCCCUUCAGUUGGAGUCUCCAAUUGGACAGUUUUUGACCCAGAUCUUGGUUAGCCAUCCUCAUCUAGUCCCUGCUGCUGUUGAGCAGCAACUUGACCAGCUUCAAAUCGACCGUGAUGCUGAGGGGAACAAGGAGGCUUCUGGUUCUGGUACUGAUCUAGUAUUGUACAGGAGAAUUGCUGAGGUCAAGGCAAAUGAAAGGAAAAAGGUUUUAGAAGAAAUCCUAUAUGCUUUGGUCGUACAGAAAUUCAUGGAUGCUAAUGUUCCCCUGAUACCUGCAAUAACCCCUUUAUCUUCUGAUGUUUCUGGUCGAGUUGACACUUGGGCUGCUCAUGAUGAGAGCCUCGAGCAUCUUCACUCACCUGAAGCAUAUGAAAUGAUCCAGAACCACCUUUCUCUCAUCCUUGGGAACAGGGUUGGUGACUCAACCUCAGUAGCACAAAUAAGCAAACUCAGAGUUGGCCAGGUCUAUGCAGCUUCAGUGAUGUAUGGCUACUUUCUUAAGCGAGUCGACCAGAGGUUUCAGCUGGAGAAGACUAUGAAAGUUCUUCCAAAAGCAUUGAAUACAGAAGAGGGUAUAAUUCAUCAAGCUGUUGGAGAGGACGUGAGACCCCAUAUUGGAGAGAACUCACCACCCGUUCCGCCACAUCCUGAAAUCUCUUCCUGGCCUGAUGGGAACGGCCUCGGGGGAUUUGGUCAAGGUAUAAAACCUUCUAGAUUGCGCAACUAUGUCAUGGCCUUUGAUGGGGAGACACUUCAGAGAUAUGCAACCAUAAGAUCCAAAGAGGCAGUUGGCAUCAUCGAGAAGCACACAGAAGCACUGUUUGGUAGACCCGAGAUCGCUAUAACACCUCAGGGAACCAUCGAUUCUUCCAAAGAUGAACUAUUGAAAAUCAGCUUUGGCGGUCUGAAGGGAUUGGUACUGGAAGCAGUCACUUUUGGCUCUUUCCUCUGGGACGUCGAAAGCUACGUGGAUUCAAGGUACCAUUUUGUUGUUCUCUAAGUUAAUGCCAUUCCUGCCACAAGUAUGUUGUAUUAAUCUGCGCGGGUUAUGCUGUAUAUAUUAUCACCUAUGUCUGAAUAACAUGGAGAUAGAAAUGUAGGGGGAGAGAGUUUCAGUUUAGGCCUUACAGGAAUUUUCACAACAUAUGUAAUAGGAUUUGUUUAAAAUUUCUUCCUUUUUCUCUGAAUAGAACGCUUUGAUCCAUUUCAUUAUCUUCA
Messenger RNA from Momordica charantia (bitter melon), 1683 nucleotides. Its product is annotated as alanine-tRNA ligase, putative (DUF760). Lineage: Eukaryota; Viridiplantae; Streptophyta; Magnoliopsida; Cucurbitales; Cucurbitaceae. The record is from RefSeq and is a predicted model, not a curated record.